Molecule: messenger RNA, 1548 nt
Organism: Sclerotinia borealis F-4128
Lineage: Eukaryota; Fungi; Ascomycota; Leotiomycetes; Helotiales; Sclerotiniaceae
Source: the annotation of a GenBank genome assembly
AUGUGUCAAUUCGAAUAUUAUCAAUAUGAACAAUGUGGUCAUAAAUCUAUCGAAAUCACAGAAUAUUGCAAUGAAGUUUUCUGGAAAGCUGGCAUGACAGCUCACCUUAUACCAUGUCCCGAACAGAAUUUCAGAGCAUUCUUUGUCAGAAUUGGCACCUUAGAUGGUAUGGAUUUUGGUUCGUGUCGCUGGAUCGGACUUGCUGGAUAUUGCAAGAUGUGUGAAGAAGAAUACAAGAUGCCAAAAAGUAUUCCUAGCCGCACAUAUCGUGAUUAUGAGUUUCUUGAAGGCGUUGGUAACCUCACUGCCCCCAUCUUCGCGGUCAAGUUGGCUGAACCUAUUGCAUACCCCGCGCCAUCCACAUCGAUGCGGUACUCUUCUACGUUUAAUGACGGUGUCACUCAAGAAAUCCUUGACAACGAGAUUGCCCAAUCCUCAAUUCCCCCACAUGUAGCAACACCUAUCGUCGGACAGAGCCUAUUGGUUCGUAGACUCAAGGCUUCACUCCAUCAUCCCUAUAUCUUCACUCCCCAUAUCAACAAUACGAACGCAGCUUUGAUUUCGGUUGAAGAUCAGGAUAUCGCAGCUUUGGUCUCGGGUCAAGAUAAGGAUACUCCCGAUCUGACCCAGGAUGCUUCCGAGUCUAAGGGUGAAAUCCUAGAAAUUUACUUCCCGCCAAAGCUUCAAUGGUACGAACUAAACCAAGGCGUCGAUGGUACCACUUUGCAAUGGAGAAGCCGAGGCUAUCACGAAGGCCAAAUGAUGGAGCUUCCACCAAGCAAAUACUUAUGGACCCAUGCUGGAUUGACCCCUGCGGAUGAGCAGUAUGUUGUGAAUAGAUUGAAGGAUGGCGUACCAUUGAAAAUUGUCUGGCGAGACAAGUUCAAGGAGAGGGGUACGAACUUUGGGUUGUUCUAUAGAUACGGCCGAAAGUUGGAGGAUCAGGUUCUCGAAGCACGUGGCGUGAGAGCGAACUCCAGGAUGGGGCAGAUCCAAAACGAGCUCGGCGAAAGAUCCCAAGCAGCUGAUGGCAUCCAACCAUUUGGCACUUAUCAAGAUAGGUCCGACGGUGAUUUUGAGCCAGGCCAUAGAGCUUUCCAACCUCAACUUGCUCCUCCCGUACAAAGUUGGUAUAACCUCACUCAACAACGUUUGCAGCAGCAGCAGCAGCAGCAACAACAGGGGGUCCAACAGCAGAUGAUGCAAUUCCAGAUGAUCCGACAACAACAGCAGUUAUUGCAGCAACAGGGGGUCCAACAGCAGAUGAUGCGAUUCCAGAUGAUCCGACAACAUAUAGAACAAAAUAGACUGCAGAUGAUCCAAAGACAUCAGAUACAACAAGAUGCACGCCAUCAGAUGUACCUGCAGACGAUGCACCUACAGAUGAUGCAACGUCAGCCAGAGUCACAACAGCAGCCGGCGUUGCAAGAGCAGCCAGCGUUGCAACAGCAGAUGCAACAAGAACAAGAGGUCGCUGAUUAUUUUUAUCAGAAGGCUCCUGUAGUGACCGUGGAGGAAGUGGAGGCAGAUGAUACAGAGGCUGCGUGA